Molecule: messenger RNA, 1490 nt
Organism: Pistacia vera
Lineage: Eukaryota; Viridiplantae; Streptophyta; Magnoliopsida; Sapindales; Anacardiaceae
Product: fructose-1,6-bisphosphatase, chloroplastic
Exons: 3
Coding region: 117-1304 (395 amino acids)
Biological process (GO): fructose 1,6-bisphosphate metabolic process; gluconeogenesis; fructose metabolic process
Cellular component (GO): cytoplasm; cytosol
Molecular function (GO): fructose 1,6-bisphosphate 1-phosphatase activity
Source: RefSeq, a predicted model, not a curated record
UUAAGCAUAAAUCAUUCAAAACUCCAACCAGAUUCUUCUAAACCCAUAUCAAAUCCUCAUUUCAUCUUCAAAUGUUAACUCUAAUCAACAAUCCAUCUCAAUCCCAUUGACAUAACAUGCAAAUUCAAUCUCUCACCUCACCUUUUUUCCACUCAAAAACCACUCUUUUCCCGCCAAAACCACACUUUCCCUCGCCUAACAACCUUCUUUUCAGACAAAGAAUGGCUUCUGGUUCUGGGUUUGGGCUAGUUAGAUCAGAAAAGGUUAGUUCUUUGACCGUUUUAGACGAUGGUGCAAAUGGGUUUUCUACUUUAAUGGAUUAUGCGGGUAAGGGAGGACUGAAUGUGGGAGAUGAUCUGGUGGUUUUGUUGUAUCAUAUUCAGUAUGCUUGCAAAAGAAUUGCUUCUCUUGUGGCUUCUCCUUUCAACUCAAGUCUUGGUAAACAAAUUGCUGGUGGGAACAUUGGCUCUGAUAGGGAUGCACCUAAGCCCCUUGAUACUGUUUCAAAUGAAAUCAUCUUGUCAUCUCUUCAGCAUUCUGGAAAAGUUGCAGUCAUGGCUUCAGAAGAAGAUGAUUCUUCAGUCUGGAUAAAUGCUGAUGGCCCAUUUGUGGUGGUUACAGAUCCACUUGAUGGUUCCCGCAACAUAGAUGCCUCCAUACCCACUGGAACUAUAUUUGGGAUUUAUAGGCGCCUUGUGGAACUAGAUCAUUUACCUGAAGAGGAGAAAGCUCUACUGAAUUCUCUGCAGAGUGGAAGUAGGCUUAUUGUUGCUGGAUAUGUUCUCUAUUCCUCAGCCACAAUAUUCUGUGCUAGCUUUGGAUCGGGAACACAUGCGUUUACACUAGAUCAUUCAACAGGAGAUUUUGUUCUUACACAUCCGAACAUAAAGAUACCUCCUCGAGGGCAAAUUUAUUCUGUAAAUGAUGCGCGAUACUUUGACUGGCCUGAGGGUUUAAGGAAAUAUAUUGAUACUGUGAGACAAGGAAAAGGCAAAUACCCCAAGAAGUAUUCAGCACGUUAUAUAUGUUCUUUGGUUGCUGACUUCCAUCGAACUCUGCUGUAUGGUGGAGUAGCAAUGAAUCCAAGGGACCAUCUUCGGCUGGUGUAUGAAGCAAAUCCUCUUAGUUUUCUGGUGGAGCAAGCUGGUGGCAAAGGUUCUGAUGGUAAAAGUCGGAUUCUGUCAAUUCAACCAGUCAAGCUUCACCAAAGACUGCCUCUAUUUCUGGGGAGUUCAGAGGACGUUGAAGAGUUAGAGAGUUAUGGAGAUGUUCAACAAAAAGUAAAUCCGGGGUAUGAAGUUUGAUGCUAACUGAUAUCUGAAGUUGCGGUAAAGUUCUUCUAUAUAUAACUCAUUGUUUACUUCACACCUGUGUUUGUAGAAAAUCAUUCCAAGCUCCAGUUUCUUGUAAAAUUCCAACUUUUUCCUGUUUCUGUUACUGAGCGUAAAGUGGUUUGUCGAAAUGGAGAAUAAAGAGUAUUUCCACCUUGA